GUAUUCAUUUUUAUGAUGUAUUUUAGUGUGGAAGAUGGAACCAGCAUUACGGAAGAUUCGGGAUCCAGCCAGAUGUUUGUGGUGGGUGGGAUACUGCUUCUAAUCUGCCUUGCAUUCCUUAUGGUGUUAUGUGCCGACGAAGUACAACAUACAGCUGACCUACCUCCAGCCUGGACAAACAUUGUACAGAUUGACAAUGCCAUCAACACUGGUUUUAAAGGGGUCUCCGACGGAAUGAGGAUUGUAGACCCAAAUUGUGUGCAGCGUACCAGGACUGGAGAUUAUGAAGCUGACGGCGCACGUUGGGGCGCACCACUGAAGAAAGGAAAGCACCUCUUCGAAAUUCAUUGGCCACGAACAACCCGGAGACUCUUGGCGACCGUCGGCGUCGGGACUAAGGAUGCUCCCCUGUUUGUGAAGCCCAAGGACUCGUUGGUUGGCUGUAACAAGUACACGUGGGGUCUAGACAUCGCUCGGUACAGAUGCCUUCAUCGUGAUGAAAUGAUAGCAGUUAUGCCCAGAAACAAGCUCGUACCAGACACAUUUUUGAUGUAUGUGGACUGUGAUAGCGGUACCCUGGGGUUCGGAACUGAGUAUGCGUAUUGGGGAGCUCCAAUCCAUAUACCCAAGUCAGAGUUUCCGGUUUUUCCGAUGGUUGGUACCACCCAGCAUAUGGCACAGAUUACCAUGAAAUACAAGGGUUCAGCCGUUGACACUGUAGGGGACACGGGUUACAACCAGCCUGCACAAGUAGUUGUGACGAACACCGGGCCGCCUGCGAAUCAGGGACAGGGACAGCAGUCGGAAACAUACGUCGCCCCUAUGAUAGUCUCCGGUGUAUAAUACCGACAGUUUGAGAUGAUUUAACAAGAAGAAUUUGUAACACAGUGAGGAUAGCUGAGGACAAAAAGGAUAGUCUUAACAUUAUUAAAUUAACAUUUCUUAUUUAUUGACACUUUCAAGGGAGAAUAUAAAAUGUGAUAAAAAUAUGCAAAUUUGAUCUCAGUCAGUGAUAUAUGCGUGUGAUAUAAACAUGAGAUGUUUUCAGUUUUUAAAACGAAGUUAUUUUUAGAUAUGUGUUUUGUUUUUAUUUCUUAGUUUUUCAGUCUUUUUCAGUUUAAAUGUUUUUGAAUACAGUAUGCUUUGAGUGACGCACAUUUUAUUACGCAAUGAUUUAUGCGGAUAACCAGUCAACUCGUACCUUAGUUAACUCGUACUUUAGUCAACUCGUACCCAAACUUGUGCAUGCUUACAUAUUUUUUUUUUUUGAAAUCGUUUCGUCAUACCUGAUGUUUUUGAGAAAAAAAAAUUUGGACGUUAUUUCGUAUAUUCCAGUUAUUUCACCACAAUAAAAUAUUACCAAGCACACUGAGUUAUCCAGAGUUAUCAUGAGUUGAUCAAAUUCGGAUACGAGUUAACUAAGGUACGAAUAGGUUGAUUUCGAUCUGCGUUCUAACCAAAAUUACGCAAUUGGUAAAUGUCUUUAUAUAUACCUAUACUUAUAAUGGCACUUUAAACAUUUCCCAUUUGGUUUUUGGAUUUUUGUUUUUACUGAUCUGUAUUUCAGCUUACUACAUUAACAGUGUACAUAUAAACAGAAGAACGGGAUUGACAUAAUUAAUUCGCUGAAUGUAAUACAUCGAAAUAUGCUUUUAAAUGAUAUUGUUUAAUCUUUUAAGUUGAAUAAUAAAACUGAUAAGUUAAUCCAUAUAACAAAAGAUCUAGGUUUGCACUUCAACAAAAGCCAAUGUAAUCAAUUUACUUAUUACAUGAAUAGACCGGCAUACUGAAAAAUGUAACUUUAAUCUUUCUAAAUGUUUGUUCUGUUUGCAUGAAGGCUCUACAUAACACCGUAGUUGAAACAUUAGUGUACAAAAUGUGUUAAUACAAAUAAAAAUGUAUGCUUAA
Messenger RNA from Mercenaria mercenaria, 1908 nucleotides. RefSeq names its product protein gustavus-like. Bases 13 to 843 code for a protein of 276 amino acids. Gene Ontology annotation, biological process: proteasome-mediated ubiquitin-dependent protein catabolic process. Gene Ontology annotation, molecular function: protein binding. Gene Ontology annotation, cellular component: SCF ubiquitin ligase complex. The record is from RefSeq and is a predicted model, not a curated record. NCBI's taxonomy places the organism in Eukaryota, Metazoa, Mollusca, Bivalvia, Venerida, Veneridae. The transcript is spliced from 6 exons.